Pseudozyma flocculosa PF-1 is the source of this 2934-nucleotide messenger RNA. RefSeq lists its product as uncharacterized. Gene Ontology annotation, molecular function: ATP-dependent DNA damage sensor activity; mismatched DNA binding; ATP binding. Gene Ontology annotation, cellular component: MutSalpha complex; nucleus. Gene Ontology annotation, biological process: mismatch repair; mitotic recombination. Lineage: Eukaryota; Fungi; Basidiomycota; Ustilaginomycetes; Ustilaginales; Ustilaginaceae. The transcript has 4 exons. The coding region runs from base 1 to 2934 and encodes 977 amino acids. The record is from RefSeq and is a predicted model, not a curated record.
AUGUCCGGCCUCAUGUACGCCGGCACCAACAUCGGCGGCUCGGGUGCGGGCGACAAGGAGAAGCCCGAUCUCGGUCUCGACAAUGUCGCCGAGUCUAGCUUCUGCAGCUACUUCCGCGGCAUGCCCAAGCCCGCUGCCGGCACCGUUCGCCUGUUUGACCGCAACGACUUCUACUCGGCGCACGGCAGCGACGCCAUCCUCAUCGCCGACGUCGUCUUCAAGACGCACUCGGCGCUCAAGUACCUGGGCGGCGGCGGCAAGGACAAGGGGCUGCCCUCGAUCACGCUCAGCACGUCGGCCGCCAAAAACUUCCUCCGCGAUGCCCUCACCGCCCGCCAGAUGCGCGUCGAGAUCUGGUCCAAUGGCGGCGGCAAGCGCAACAACCAGUGGACGCUCGCCAAGCAGGCGUCGCCCGGCAACCUCCAGCAGCUCGAGGACAUGCUCUUUGUCAAUGCCGACAUCGUCAGCUCGCCCAUCGUCAUGGCGCUCAAGCUCACCACCCAGGACGGCGUCCGCACCGUCGGCGCUGCCUUUGCCGACGCCACCAACCGCGACCUCGGCGUGGCCGAGUUUCCGGAAAACGACCUGUUCAGCAACGUCGAGUCGCUCCUCAUCCAGCUCGGCGUCAAGGAGUGUAUCGUUCCGCGCGACGACAAGGGCGGCGACGUCGACCUUGCCAAGCUGCGCACCGUCAUCGACCGGUGCGGCUGCGUCAUGUUCGAGACCAAGCGCGCCGAAUUUGCGCCCAAGAACAUCGACCAGGACCUGCGCCGCCUGCUCAAGGACGAGGCCGCCAGCAUCUCGAUCGCCGAGCUCGACCUCGCGGCGGCCAUGGGCUCGGCCACCGCCCUCAUCGCCUACCUCGGCCUCCUCAACGACGAGUCCAACUUUGGCCAGUACACGCUGCGCACCCACGACCUCUCGCAGUAUCUCCGGCUCGACAAUGCGGCGCUGCGUGCGCUCAACCUCUUCCCCGAGCCAGGCCAGUCCGCCAACGGCGGCAACAAGAACGCCAGCAUCUUUGGCCUGCUGAACCGCUGCAAGACGGGCCAGGGCCAGCGGCUGCUCGGCCAGUGGCUCAAGCAGCCGCUCGUCAACGUCCACGCCAUCGAGGAGCGCCAGAACCUGGUCGAGGUGUUUGUGCACGACGUGUCGACGAGGCAGAUUGUGCAAAACGACUUCCUCAAGAUGAUCCCGGACAUGCACCGGAUCAGCAAGCGCUUCCAGAAGGGCGUGGCCACGCUCGAGGACGUGGUGCGCGUCUACCAGGCGGUCCUGCGCCUGCCCGGCCUGAUCCAGGCGCUCGACGACGCUGAGACGCCGAGCCAGGUGCACAAGGACCUGGUCGCGUCGACCUUCCUGGAGCCGCUCCGCGCACACGACGAGGCGCUGGCGAAGCUGACGGAGCUGGUCGAGGCGACGGUCGACCUCGACGAGCUGGCGUCGCACAACUUUGUCAUCAAGCCCGACUUCGAUGCGGGCCUGAAGCAGAUCAAGGAGGCGCUCGACGACGUGCGCGACAAGCUCGACGACCAGCACCGCGCGGCGGGCAAGGAGCUCAAGAUGGACAUUGAAAAGAAGCUGCACCUCGAGAACCACUCGUCGUACGGCUACUGCUUCCGCGUCACGCGCACCGACGCCAGCCUGGUGCGCAACAAGAAGGGCUACCACGACAUUGCCACGGUCAAGGGCGGCCUCUUUUUCACCAACGGCGCGCUGCGCGAGCUGAGCACCGAGUUCCGCGACCUCUCGGAGCGCUACAACCGUUCGCAGAGCGGGCUGGUGCGCGAGGUCAUCCAGAUCGCAUCGACCUACUGCCCGCCGCUGGAGCAGCUCAACGUCGUCGUGGCGCAGCUCGACGUAAUCGUCAGCUUCGCCCACGUCUCGGACAACGCGCCCGUGCCCUACGUCAAGCCCAAGGUCGAGGAGAAGGGCAAGUCGGCCGACCUGCGCAUCCACGAGGCGCGCCACCCGUGCCUCGAGGUGCAGGACGACAUCAACUUCAUCCCAAACGACACCGAGAUGGUCAAGGGCGAGUCCGAGUUCCUCGUCAUCACGGGACCCAACAUGGGCGGCAAGUCGACAUUUAUCCGGCAGGUGGGCAUCGUCGCGCUGCUGGCGCAGGUGGGCUGCUUUGUGCCGGCGGCCGAGGGGGCGACGGUGCCCGUGUUUGACUGCAUCCUGGCCAGGGUCGGGGCGGGCGACAGCCAGCUCAAGGGCGUCAGCACGUUUAUGGCCGAGAUGCUCGAGACGGCCACCAUCCUCAAGACGGCGACGGCCGACUCGCUCAUCAUCAUCGACGAGCUCGGGCGCGGCACGUCGACGUACGACGGAUUCGGCCUGGCCUGGGCCAUCUCGGAGUGGAUCACGACGCGCAUCGGGUGCAAGUGCCUGUUCGCUACCCACUUCCACGAGCUCACCAACCUGGCCAACCAGCAGCCCCACGUCCGCAACCUCCACGUCGUCGCCCACAUCACCCAGCGCCCCGGCGGCUCCAGGCAGGACCGCGACAUCACCCUGCUCUACAAGGUCGAGCCGGGCAUCAGCGACCAAAGCCUGGGUAUCAACGUGGCCGAGCUGGCCAACUUCCCGCCCUCGGUCAUCCAGCUGGCCAAGCGCAAGGCCGAGGAGCUCGAGGAGCCCGAAGACGACGAGCCGACCACGCUGAGCAUGGCCGAGGAUGUGACCGCCGAAGGGACCGCGCUGAUCGAGGAGUUUAUGGAGACGUGGGCGGCGCGAUCCGAGGCGCUCGCUGCGGACGACGAUGCCAUGGACGAGAGCGAGGGCGGCGGCGGCGGUGCCGAGGGAUCCGCCAGCAAGAAGCGCCGCGUCGAUGCAGAGGCCCAGCUCCGGGAGCUUCGCAAGUGCGUUGAAGAGUUCCGACCUCGCAUCCAGGCCAACGCCUGGGCGAGCAAGGUGCUCGAGAGCUUCUGA